This is a messenger RNA of Dipodomys spectabilis (banner-tailed kangaroo rat), 4849 nucleotides long. RefSeq names its product lysine demethylase 4B (gene Kdm4b). Lineage: Eukaryota; Metazoa; Chordata; Mammalia; Rodentia; Heteromyidae. The transcript is spliced from 24 exons. Gene Ontology annotation, molecular function: histone H3K9 demethylase activity. Gene Ontology annotation, biological process: chromatin remodeling. Bases 257 to 3571 code for a protein of 1104 amino acids. The record is from RefSeq and is a predicted model, not a curated record. Gene Ontology annotation, cellular component: nucleus.
CCGAGCAGGGCCCGGCCCGAGCUGGGCCUGGGGGUGCGACGGACGCCGAGGGCGUGGAGCGCGCGCCGCUGUUGCUGGCUGGGCCGCGCGCGCCACCUCAGGAGCUGACCUUUCACAGGAGGUGCUGGACAAGAAGGCCUGACAGGAGGAAGUCCUGACAGGAAGUCCUGUCGUGUCCCCAGCAACUGUCACCCAGCCACCUCAGCCACCUGCAACCUACCAAGCAACUCAGUACAACAGCCACACAGCUGCCGCCAUGGGGUCUGAGGACCACGGGGCCCAGAACCCCAGUUGCAAGAUCAUGACAUUCCGUCCAACCAUGGAGGAAUUUAAGGACUUCAACAAAUACGUGGCCUACAUAGAAUCACAGGGAGCCCACCGGGCGGGCCUGGCCAAGAUCAUCCCCCCAAAGGAGUGGAAGCCGCGGCAGACUUACGAUGACAUCGACGACGUGGUCAUCCCGGCGCCCAUCCAGCAAGUGGUGACCGGGCAGUCAGGCCUCUUCACCCAGUACAACAUCCAGAAAAAGGCCAUGACCGUGGGGGAGUACCGGCGGCUUGCCAACAGUGAGAAGUACUGUACCCCACGACACCAGGACUUUGACGACCUGGAACGCAAGUACUGGAAGAACCUCACGUUCGUGUCUCCCAUCUACGGGGCUGACAUCAGUGGCUCUCUGUACGAUGACGACGUGGCGCAGUGGAACAUCGGCAACCUGCGGACCAUCCUGGACAUGGUGGAGCGGGAGUGUGGCACCAUCAUUGAGGGCGUCAACACGCCCUACCUGUACUUCGGCAUGUGGAAGACCACCUUUGCCUGGCACACGGAGGACAUGGACCUGUACAGCAUCAACUACCUGCAUUUCGGGGAGCCCAAGUCCUGGUACGCCAUCCCCCCUGAGCAUGGCAAACGCCUGGAGCGGCUGGCUAUCGGCUUCUUCCCUGGGAGCUCCCAGGGCUGCGAUGCCUUCCUGCGCCACAAGAUGACCCUCAUCUCACCCAUCAUCCUGAAGAAGUAUGGGAUCCCCUUCAGCAGGAUCACACAGGAGGCUGGGGAGUUCAUGAUCACGUUUCCCUACGGCUACCACGCUGGCUUCAACCAUGGAUUCAACUGCGCCGAGUCCACCAACUUUGCCACGCUACGGUGGAUUGAUUACGGCAAAGUGGCCACUCAGUGCACGUGCCGGAAGGACAUGGUGAAGAUCUCCAUGGAUGUCUUCGUGCGCAUCCUGCAGCCUGAGCGCUACGAGCAGUGGAAACAGGGCAAGGAUCUCACUGUCCUGGACCACACCAGGCCCACGGCCCUGAGCAGCCCGGAACUCAGCUCCUGGAGCGCCUCGCGCGCCUCGCUGAAGGCCAAGCUCCUGCGCAGACAAAUUAGUCUGAAAGAAAACAGACACUGGAGAAAGACUGAGGAGGAGAGGAAACCCAGUCUAGAGAGGAGGAGAGAGCAGACCAAAAAGCCCGGGCUGGCGUCCCACCGGAAGCGCAGCCAGCCCAGGAAAGCCAAGCCUGAGGACCCCAAGUCCCCAGGGGAGGGGCCGGCCGGUGCAGCCCUCCUGGAGGAGGCCACGCCUGAGAAUGACCCAGAAGAGGAGGAUGAGGAGCCGCCGCCAGCCCCACAGGGCCAGGCCCGGGAGGCCGAGGGCACAGAAGAGGAUGGGAGGGGCAAGCUGCGGCCCAGCAAGGCCAAGAGCGAGCGGAAAAAGAAGAGCUAUGGCCCCCUCUCGUCCUCACUGCUGUCGCAGCUGCCGCCAGCCCUGCCAGCCCCGAUGCCCACCGAGGAGGCCCUGCGGCUGCCACCCCCACCCGAGCCCUCAGCGCUGGCCCCGGGGCCCACGGCGGCUGAACAGGGCCCCUCCCCCGUGCCCCUCAAUGUGGUGCCACCCGAGGUCCCUGGGGAGGAGCAGGACAAGCCUCGGCCCAUCAUCCCCAUGCUUUAUGUGGUGCCCCGGGCCAGCGUCACCCCGCCGGACAGAGACCUCGGGCCCAGCCCCCAGGCCGCCCCCAUGGAGCUGACGGGGCCCGACGAGGAGACCAAAGCCCUGGCCAGUGAGGCGCAGGUUCCCUCCACCUUUUCCAAGUUAAAGAUGGAAAUCAAGAAGAGCCGCCGCCACCCGCUGGGCAGGCCGCCCACCCGGUCCCCGCUGUCCGUGGUGAAGCAGGAGGCCUCGAGUGACGAGGAAGCAUCCCCGUUCUCCGGGGAGGAGGACGUGAACGACCCCGAGGCGCUGCGGUCCCUGCUGUCGCUGCAGUGGGAGAGCAAGGCCGCCAGCUUCCAGGCCGAGCGCAAGUUCAACGCCGCGGCCGCCCUCACCGAGCCCUACUGUGCCAUCUGCGCCCUCUUCUACCCCUACAGCCAGUCUGUACAGACAGAGAAGGAGGCCACCCAGGGCCCCCUCGGGGAGGGUGCCUCUGCCCCGCCGCCUUCCAAGAGCGGCCAGCGGACUCGACCGCUCAUCCCAGAAAUGUGCUUCACGUCCAGCGGGGGGAACACCGAGCCGCUGCCCGCCAACUCCUACGUGGGUGACGACGGCACCAGCCCGCUCAUCGCCUGCACCAAGUGUUGCCUGCAGGUCCACGCCAGUUGCUACGGGGUCCGGCCAGAGCUGGCCAAGGAUGGCUGGACGUGCUCCCGGUGUGCGGCCCACGCCUGGACUGCGGAAUGCUGCCUGUGCAACCUCCGGGGAGGGGCGCUGCAGACCACCACCGAGCACAGGUGGAUCCACGUGAUCUGCGCCAUCGCCGUACCCGAGGUGCGGUUCUUGAACGUGAUCGAGCGCAACCCGGUGGACAUCAGCGGCAUUCCCGAGCAGCGGUGGAAACUGAAGUGUGUGUACUGCCGGAAGCGGAUGAAGAAGGUGUCAGGUGCCUGCAUCCAGUGCUCCUACGAGCACUGCUCCACCUCCUUCCACGCCACGUGCGCCCACGCAGCCGGCGUCCUCAUGGAGCCAGACGACUGGCCCUACGUGGUCUCGAUCACCUGCCUCAAGCACACGUCCCCCGGGCAUGCUGCACAGCUCCAGAGGGCCGUAUCACUGGGCCAGGUGGUCAUCACCAAGAACCGCAACGGGCUCUACUACCGCGGGCGUGUCAUCGGCUCCAGCUCACAGACCUUCUACGAGGUGAACUUCGAGGAUGGGUCGUACAGCGACAACCUGUACCCCGAGAGCAUCACGAGCAGAGACUGCGCGCGGCUGGGGCCGCCGCCCGAGGGCGAGGUUGUGGAGCUGCGGUGGACGGACGGCAACGUCUACAAGGCCAAGUUCAUCUCCUCUGCCACCAGUCACAUCUACCAGGUGGAGUUUGAGGACGGGAGCCAGCUGACAGUGAGGCGCGGUGACGUCUUCACGCUGGAGGAGGAGCUCCCCAAGAGGGUGCGGUCCCGGCUGUCACUCAGCACUGGGGCACCCCAGGAGCCCAGCUUCUCAGGAGAAGAGGUGAAGGCUGCCAAGCGCCCACGAGUUGGCACCCCGAUCACCCCCUCCGAGGACUCGGGGCGCAGCCCGGACUACCUGGCCUUCAUGGAGAGCCUCCUGCAGGCGCAGGGCCGGCCGGGAGCUCCUUUCUAGGACGGCGCUGCUGCCAUGCCAGCCCGGCGCAGCGGGCCACAUUGGCGGCCUGGGUGUCUGCUUGCUGUGAAUUCCUGCCCUGCGCCUCUCCCCGCCCGGGUGACCCCGGGGCCCAGGGCCCGCCCCGCCCCCCGGGACCGCAGGACAAAUGGGCAUGGCAGCCUGGACUCAGGGAGCAGGGCCAGGGCUCCGCGGUGGCCGGACAGUGCCACGACCUCCGCCCUCGGCCCUGUUCUUCUCCAAAAGGUGCUAUGGCUGCGGCGAGCAGCCGGGGGCCUGCGCCCCGCCUGGCGAUCCCCCCGCCCCCCUGCACGCCAGGAAAGGGAGCCCGCGGGAGAACCCAAAGCUGUUUUCUAGAUUUGUGGCUUUAACACCAACAAGCGAAACAGAACCAGGGGGCUUCUCUUCUCAGCCCCGCGAUGCGUGGAGCCGAAGCGCGUGGAUUUCUGGGGUUUCCCAUCUCCGCAGCCACUGAGCGGGCAGGGACGGCGCCGCAGCUCAGGGACACGGGCAGGCCCGGGGACUCGGAUGCCACAGCUGGCCGGGAGCGCCGGGGCUCUGCAGCGGCGACCGGUGGCGGCCGGGCUCUCUGGCGGGGUCCCCGCAGGGCUGCCUGGCUGUCACCGGCUGAGGUGGCAGGACCCUCCAGGCCCGGGCCAGCACGUGGGGGGAGGGCAGGGCAAGCCAGGCGCAGGAUGUGGCGCGCGUCCAUCUGCUCAGGCGCGGAUGGCACGCAGGUCCCUGCUUGACCUGCCUGGUGGACAGAGGGGCCUCCGGUCCCCCCUCCGCCUGUGUCCUCUGCCAUAUGGACGUGUGACCCAGCAGAGGAGGGGCCCCUGGCUUCACGGGGGCUGUGAGGGCCCCGGCCAGGGGAGGGCGGCAGCCGGCGCCCCUCUGCCAAGCCUCGGCCUCGGAAGGACCCGCAGGGGUGGGGGGCCCGCGCUGCCAGGGCCCCGGGGGGAGGAGGGGGGCAGCUAGGACACCCACACGGCGGCCCACGCCCGUGUUUGAAUGCUAUUUAUAUUGUAAAGAGAAGGAAGGGGAGCCGCACCCUGGGUCCGUGUGGGCCGCAGCCCGGGGGCCUGGGUGACCGGCAGAAGGCCACCGCAGGGGUCAGCACAGGACAGCACACCGAGACACCUGUGUCCUAUUUUGUGCAAAAGCAAAAUGAAACAGAACCCCACCCCCCUGUGUUCCCACGCAGUGCAGGGCGCGCUGUUCCCCCACCUCCCCGCCUCUUGGCCAUGAAUUAAAGGCUCUUGAGCACUUGGAACUCGG